AUGAUCACCAUUUUCAGCAGGAUUACGGACGAGGCCGGCAUCUUUCUUGCAAAGAGAGUUCGAGGCAACAUCCGCCACAAUGUUGUGACGAGUGUGUUCCUCCGUACACUUGAGUAUCAUGUAAGGAUUUUGUUCCUGACCUCGAAUCGUGUUGGGGUAAUUGACCCAGCUUUCAAGCCAAGGAUUCAGAAUUCCAGAUGUCUCUCUCAUAGGUACAACGAUCUGGAUCUUCUAGUGACAUUCAGGAUUCACCAAACGUUCAUCAAAAGAGCUAAGGAAGAACGAAAGGAUACAGGCACCCAAAACUUCAAGAUCAAAGAGAAGCAGAAACUGAACUUUGCCGAAAAGCACUACAAUCGACUCGGGCUUGAGAAUCGACAUAAGUGGAAUGGCUGGAAGGUAUUUGUGUCCCACUUCGGCCAGAUUUCCGCUGGUAUCUUCCGAUAUCUCAAUUCGAUACGUUUACUAAGCAUGCGAUAUAGACAAAUCCGCAACGCGUUCCGAACAGCCAUCGCUCUGGUUGAGUAUCGAUACGUAUCGAAAGAGGCAGACGAUCCCAAAUCCAGGUUUGGUAAGAAGCAAUUCGAAAAAGUUGUGAAGGGCUUCAAAGAGUUCAACAGCUAUCUCAUCAAUAUAAACGGAGCGAUGGAGGCAGACGAGGCCAGACGAGGCCAGACGCGAUGGUCGGCGUCACGAUCUUCGAAAGACCGCUUCCUCGCCCACGCCAUACAGAUCAACUAA
This is a messenger RNA of Colletotrichum phormii, 741 nucleotides long. RefSeq lists its product as uncharacterized. The record is from RefSeq and is a predicted model, not a curated record. Bases 1 to 741 code for a protein of 246 amino acids. The transcript has a single exon. NCBI's taxonomy places the organism in Eukaryota, Fungi, Ascomycota, Sordariomycetes, Glomerellales, Glomerellaceae.